This is a messenger RNA of Panicum hallii, 872 nucleotides long. RefSeq names its product universal stress protein PHOS32-like. Bases 210 to 686 code for a protein of 158 amino acids. Lineage: Eukaryota; Viridiplantae; Streptophyta; Magnoliopsida; Poales; Poaceae. The transcript has 4 exons. The record is from RefSeq and is a predicted model, not a curated record.
CCCCCUCUGCCGGCGCGGGAAGGAAGGCCACGUUGCGUCCACCCGCGCGCUUCUCGUGACAGGCAGCCCGCGCACGGCGGCGCGCCCGUCGUCGUCUCGCGCAGGUGGAGAGCCGCGGCCGGGGGGCCCGCACUCCACAAGCUUGUCACGGGAGAGAUCGAGGCCGACGACCGUGAUAGCCGAAGCGAAAGCAAAAGGGGGACCGCGCCAUGGCGGAGCGGAGGAUCGGCGUGGCGAUGGACUUCUCGCCGAGCAGCAAGAAGGCGCUGCGGUGGGCGGCCGACAACCUGGUGCGCAAGGGCGACACGCUCGUGCUCCUCCACGUCCGGCACCACGGCCGCGUGGAGAGCAAGAACGUCCUCUGGUCCCACACCGGAUCGCCGCUGAUCCCGCUGGAGGAGCUCAUGGAGGCGCAGGUGAGGCAGCGCUACGACAUGCCGGAGGACGCCGAGGUGUACGACACGCUCAACGCCCUGGCCCGGGAGAAGGAGCUGUGCGUGGUGGUGAAGAUGUACUGGGGCGACCCGAGGGAGAAGGUGUGCGACGCGGUGGGGGAGCUCAACCUCGAGUCGCUCGUCAUGGGCAGCCGUGGCCUCGGCCAGAUCCAGAGGAUUCUGCUGGGUAGUGUGACGAACUACGUGCUGUCUAACGCAUCAUGCCCUGUGACCGUCGUCAAGUCAAAGUAGUGAGUGUCAUCUACAGCUACAGGGAUACAAUCUGCAACUAGAACAUGCAUGGACAAAGAUCACAGAAUAACCUCGAUGUAUUGCAUCUUACUUCAGCUGUUAUUACUACGUAUCGUGUAGUAUCCAUCUGUCAUUUGUUGCCUCUGGACAUGACUAAAUCAAGGAUGAAUUUGUUUGUGGCCUAAA